Messenger RNA from Symbiodinium sp. CCMP2592, 927 nucleotides. NCBI's taxonomy places the organism in Eukaryota, Dinophyceae, Suessiales, Symbiodiniaceae. The record is from the annotation of a GenBank genome assembly.
AUGCCGAUGCAUGGGCCCUGGCGCUUGGCUGCGGCCUGCUUUUUCGAGGGAGACGCGGCAAGCCGCGGAAUGUUGGUUCGGGCUUCCGCUGCAGAAGGUGACUGGGUAGCCAGCCUCGCGAUGCAUCAGGUCAGCCGACAGGACGAUCUCUUUACGUACAAUCACAUAAUCAAGUCCAUGCAGGACUGGUGCGCGGCUUGCUUCCUCCUGCACUGCAUGGAGACAGCCGGGAUUCAACCGAGUGCAGUAACCACCAGCACGUUGGUCAACCAUGUGGUGGCAACGAGGGGUUGGCGGCGGACAAUGCAGCUGCUGCAUCACCCGCCAUCUCACACAAAAACCGUCUACACCUUCAACGGUGCAAUCACCGCGUACUCCGGUGGACGAUGGCUUCUUGCAAUUUGCUUGGUCGCGCAGAUGUCUUCCUCCCGUUUGCUGGCAGACACCAUCUCAUACAACGCGGCCACCACGGCCAUAGAGGCUGCUGGGUCUUGGGCCGUGGCGAUUGGCCUGCUGUGCCAGGCCGCCGACAGGAAUCUGGAGCACACAGGGAAUAGCUUCCGUGCGGCCAUCACUGCCACCACGAGCAGACACCGUUGGCGCUCGGCGGUGGUGCUAUGGCGUUCCGCUGAACAUGUCGGCUUGGGUGGCGUGCGGGCGGCAUCGCUACAGGCAUGCCAAAGUGCUCAGCAGUGGCAGUGGGCAUUGGCGGCCUUCUCUUCGGUAGAUGCCCCGAGCAUCAUGGAUUGCAACUGUGCUUUGGGCACAUGCGUGGAAAGCAGCUCAUCACGCUUGGCCUUGCAAGUCUUACGGAGCAUUCGCCUGCACGAGCUGCGAGCCGACACUGUGAGCUUCAACAGCGCCAUGGGAGCAUGCGGAGGGGAUGGCAAUUGGCAGAUGGCCGAGCUUUGGAAUGAAGAAUCUUAA